Lycium ferocissimum is the source of this 1697-nucleotide messenger RNA. Its product is annotated as bifunctional protein FolD 4, chloroplastic. Gene Ontology annotation, biological process: tetrahydrofolate interconversion. The record is from RefSeq and is a predicted model, not a curated record. Gene Ontology annotation, cellular component: cytosol. The transcript is spliced from 5 exons. Bases 163 to 1254 code for a protein of 363 amino acids. Lineage: Eukaryota; Viridiplantae; Streptophyta; Magnoliopsida; Solanales; Solanaceae. Gene Ontology annotation, molecular function: methylenetetrahydrofolate dehydrogenase (NADP+) activity; methenyltetrahydrofolate cyclohydrolase activity.
CCAAAAGAAAUCUAAAAACUCACUCUGUUUUUUCUCUCCAAAACCCUACAAAAAAGAAUCUAAAACCCCAAACACACAAAAAAGAAAGAAAAGGUGUAAGCAAGCAUAGGGCUGAGACUGAUACCUCGACCUGAAUUUUAUCAUCUUGUUGUUGGUCGGAAAAUGGCGUCAUCUUCUCCGAUAACAACUAUGAUGAAGAUGAACUGCUCUCUGCCAGCAGCUCGGCUUGUUGGGCCCCACCAAAUUCAGUUCCGUUGUUCCUCUGUGGGUCCCUUUCAUAACCCUUCUUUUCCAAGAACCAUCAUUGCUCGUGCUACUCCUUCAGCGUUUUCCUCUUCCUCUGUAAUUACUGCUGCGAUGACUGGUGAGACAUCGGUAAAAGUGAUUGAUGGGAAAAAAGUUGCAAAAGAUAUCAGAGACGAAAUAACUGCUGAAAUAUCUAGGAUGAAAGAUUCGAUUGGUGUUGUUCCUGGCCUGGCAGUUAUUCUUGUUGGGGAAAGGAAGGAUUCUGCAACUUAUGUCCGCAACAAGAAAAAAGCUUGUGAAGCUGUUGGAAUCAAAUCCUAUGAAGUGUGUUUGCCUGAGAACUCUACGGAAGAAGAAGUUCUCAAGUCUAUUUCAGGCUUCAAUGAUGAUCCUAUGGUUCAUGGAAUUCUGGUUCAGCUACCAUUACCUUCGCAUAUGAAUGAGCAGAAAAUCCUAAAUGCUGUUUGCAUUGAGAAGGAUGUGGAUGGAUUCCACCCACUAAAUAUUGGACGGCUUGCGAUGCGAGGUAGAGAGCCGUUAUUUGUCCCCUGUACACCCAAAGGAUGCAUUGAGCUGCUGCAUCGGUACAAUGUUGAAAUCAAGGGGAAAAGAGCGGUUGUCGUUGGCAGGAGCAAUAUAGUCGGAAUGCCUGCUGCCCUGCUGCUGCAGAGGGAAGAUGCCACCGUCAGCAUUGUUCAUUCCAGAACCAAGAACCCAGAGGAGAUCACAAGACAAGCUGAUAUCAUAAUAUCAGCUGUAGGGCAACCAAACAUGGUUAGAGGUAGCUGGAUCAAGCCUGGGGCAGUAAUUAUUGAUGUCGGGAUUAAUCCUGUGGAGGAUACUACAAAUCCUCGAGGCUAUCGACUAGUUGGAGAUGUUUGUUAUGAGGAGGCUAGCAAGGUUGCUUCAGCUAUCACUCCUGUUCCUGGAGGAGUUGGGCCCAUGACUAUAGCAAUGCUUCUCUCUAAUACUUUGGUAUCAGCAAAGCGAAUUCACAACUUCGAGUGAGAUUAUAAAGUUCACUACUCUAACCAGGUGGGCCUUAUCGUUUAGCUUCUCAGCUUGUAGCAUGAACACUAACUUUAGGGAAUAAAGCAUCUAAACGAUCUUCAACUCGAGAGACAAUGAUAGGCUACCUAAAGGUGGUCAAAGCUGGAUACCAUGACAUAUUUUAUAGAUCCUGGUAGGAAUAAGGUCUGAUGGCGGCAAUCAAGUCUUAGUUGAAACGCGCUCAAACCCACUAUGGUUUGAUUGCACGUUCAAAUGUUUUUUUCCUUUCAGAAAUUGUCUUCAGUUGUCGAGUUGUCUGGCUGAACCUCUUGUGCCUGAACAAUUGUAUAUGCGCUGUUAGAUGUAAGGGUUUAAUUUGUUCAACAUAAAUGCAGAUUUCAUAUCAUUUGAUGAACAUGAUGCAUUGAACUCUCAAGAAUGUAGAGCUAUGUUUAAUUUUA